AGAUUACUCACUAACUUCUUGACAACAAUAAAGUUUGUUUGCCAGUUUGAUGUGACAUCACUCAUCUGAACAAUUGAAAAUAACAUUAACAUUUUUCUCCCUCAAAAAGCAAAAAAAUGAAUUUCCACCAAGUGCGUUCUCGUCUGCGUACCUCGUACAUAACAGACCCGUACUCAUUGUUGAUUCAUUACAAACGCGCCUACAAGUUGUUGAAACUGGUGAAGGAGAAUGCGGGCCGAGUGUUGAUACUUGGAAACCGGAACCAUUUCGGCGUCAACUGGCAGCAGAGUCUAGGUUUCAGAGCGUCUGGAGAUGGCAGCAAUGCGCCACAGCAUUCGAUGCACACCAGAGUGGACGAGCAUGUCAUCAGCACCGCUUCGAAGGAUUAUUCUCUCGUUUUAUGCUUAGAUCCGAUCCUAUUUGCAAAGGCGCUGCAUCGUAUUAAUCUUCCAGUCAUGAUGAUCGCGACGCCAAAGGAACUACAUGAGCACCCAGAAAUUCUGCAGGUCACCGACUACUUGUUGCCUGCCACAACCUCGAAGCAUGACGCAGCACUGAGUGAACUCCUAAGGAGACAAAUCGUGGGAGCACCAAACACCUGAUAGAAAUACAGUCAAGGCGGCUGUUUACAAGCUGGAUCUACUUGAGAUUAGUUAAGAAUAUCGGGACCCGUACCGCCAGUUGUGAGGCACGUAAUUGUAAAUAGUAUACUACCGAUUUGAUGCGAAGGUCAAAGCCUUUCUGUAACUUUUUUUUUGCUCUUGCAGAAGUGUUCCCGACCAACAUACGAGAGAUGACGGAGGCUAGCCUGCUGCACGUAAGACAUGAUACCCGG
This is a messenger RNA of Amoebophrya sp. A25, 835 nucleotides long. The record is from the annotation of a GenBank genome assembly. NCBI's taxonomy places the organism in Eukaryota, Dinophyceae, Syndiniales, Amoebophryaceae.